AUGCCUCUCUUACGUGUAUAUGUGUGUGUUUCCAGUUUGUUCUUCUUGAAGCUUGCAAAAACGGAGAAGGAUUGGGAGAGGAGUUGCCGUCGUUGGCCAAGGAGGUGGCCUGAGUGGAAGCGGUCCGAGCAUGUGCAGUGUUCUGGUAUUUCAGUUGUUGUGUUUCAAUAUGCAAAGAAAGGUGUUUUUGGUUAUUCUAUGGUUGAAAUUGAGCGAGAGAAAGUUGAACAGUUGCUACUUGAAUCAACUACAAGUUAUCCCAUCAUUUGUGACAACCCCAAAAAGAUAUAUCCUGCAAGGGAUGGAAAUCCUGCGAAAAUUGCUUUGAGAGGAUUGUCUCUUGCUUUGCCCAGAGGGGAGUGUUUUGGCAUGCUUGGACCCAAUGGUGCUGAUGAUUGGGCUCACAAAACCAACCUCAGGGACAACAUAUCUUCAGGGUUUGGAUAUACUGACUUCUAUGGAUAUAAUCUAUACAAGCAUGGGUGUCUGUCUGCCCCACAGCAUGACCUGCUCUGGGAAACUUUAACUGGGAGGGAGCACUUGCUAUUUUAUGGGAGACUGAAGAACCUCAAAGCUUCUGCAUUAAAUCAAGCAGUGGAAGACUCUCUUAAGAGUGUCAACCUAUUUCAUGGAGGGGUUGCAGACAAACAUGCGGGCAAAUACAGUGGAGGUAUGAAGAGGAGACUCAGCGUUGCCAUUUCACUGAUUGGGGAUCCUAAGGUUGUCUUUAUGGAUGAAACCAGUACUGGUCUUGAUCCAGCUUCAAGAAAGUCUAUGGAGUGUUGUGAAACGGGGAAAACGAGACAGGGCAAUUAUUCUCACCAGUAUCUCUCUCUCUGCACUGCCACUCUUGAUUAACCAUUCUUGAUUUUAACCUAUUUGCAUGCUUUGCUCUCUCUUUUGCAUUCUUGAUUCUACAGAUAUAGUUGUAGUGUUGCUUUUUGUUUUUGUCAUAUACGCAUUUACCUUGUAAAUGAAUUGGAUUCGCCUUUCUUAUUUAUGGAUUAUGAAAAACUAGAAUUUGUGUUACAA
Gossypium arboreum is the source of this 1032-nucleotide messenger RNA. RefSeq names its product ABC transporter A family member 7-like. The record is from RefSeq and is a predicted model, not a curated record. The transcript has 8 exons. Bases 1 to 858 code for a protein of 285 amino acids. Gene Ontology annotation, biological process: lipid transport; transmembrane transport. Gene Ontology annotation, cellular component: intracellular membrane-bounded organelle; membrane. Lineage: Eukaryota; Viridiplantae; Streptophyta; Magnoliopsida; Malvales; Malvaceae. Gene Ontology annotation, molecular function: ATP hydrolysis activity; ATP binding; lipid carrier activity.